This is a messenger RNA of Penicillium daleae, 732 nucleotides long. RefSeq lists its product as uncharacterized. The record is from RefSeq and is a predicted model, not a curated record. Bases 1 to 732 code for a protein of 243 amino acids. Lineage: Eukaryota; Fungi; Ascomycota; Eurotiomycetes; Eurotiales; Aspergillaceae. The transcript has a single exon.
AUGCGCCACUUUGAUGCCUGGGUCAUUCGUGACCCCUACUCGAUCUGGCACUAUUAUACCACCGGCCAACGAUGGAAAGACACCGUCCGCGAACUCAUCCACGACCGCAAGAUCUGUGCUCCAUCGCUCAACUCGAUCGACCCGUACCCAUCAUCAUCAUCAUCAUCACCUUCUUCUACUGCUACUAUUUCUUCUUCUUCCUCUUCUUCCACUCCCUCCACAACCGUCCAACAAACAAGCCCCCUCUUCACCCGCCUCCCCCCAGAAAUCCGAGCCAUAAUCUGGUCCUACGUCUUCGACGCCGAAACCAUCCACCUCGUCACCAUCAAAAACAAAGUCCGCCACGUCCGCUGUUCUUCUCCAGCAACAUCAACCACCUCCCUCACCAACCACCGCCACUGCUGUCCAACAACCCUCGCCCGCUGGCGUACCCCGUCUACCACUACCACCAAUAUCAACUCCUCCCCCAACACUAACCUCCUCUACCCACACACAAACCCCACCCUCCCUUCAACCCUAACAACCUCCACCCCCCCUCCUCCUCCGCACCUGCCACGCCAUCUACACCGAAACAUCCACCCUCCUCUACAAAAACACCACCUUCGACAUCGACGACCUCUACACCUUCAUCGCAUUCACCCAGUCCCUACCCCACCACGCGCUGCACUCCAUCCACAGCCUCACAAUCCAAUGGACACCCAUCUGGACCCCUCUCUCCGGCCAAGACCAUAA